This is a messenger RNA of Amborella trichopoda, 1131 nucleotides long. The record is from RefSeq and is a predicted model, not a curated record. Lineage: Eukaryota; Viridiplantae; Streptophyta; Magnoliopsida; Amborellales; Amborellaceae.
AUGCCCAUAAUUGGAGCUUUCAUAUCCGAUUCUUAUCUUGGUCGAUUCCGAGUCAUAACUAUGGGAUCCAUCGCUAGCCUUCUUGGAAUUAUCAUUCUAUGGCUAACUGCUGCAAUCCCAAAUGCAAGACCUGAAAGCUGCACUCUCCCCUCACUAUCCCAAAUUGCUAUUCUCUUCACCUCUUUUGCAUUGAUGUCAAUUGGGGCAGGUGGGAUAAGGCCAUGCUCUCUAGCUUUCGGGGCCAAUCAAAUCGACAGAAGCGAAAACAACCCAAAGACACACAGUGUUCUUCAAACCUUCUUCAACUGGUACUAUGUAUCAGUUGCUUUGCCAUUGAUGACUGCAGUCACAGUGAUUGUUUACAUUCAAGAAGUGAAGGGAUGGGUAGUGUGUUUUGGCGUACCUGUGAUUCUCAUGGCAAUCUCUUCUCUGUUGUUUGUUAUUGGUUCUCGCAAUUAUGUGAAGCAAGAGGUACAGGGAAGUGUAUUCACAGGGCUGUUUCAAAUGGUUGUAGCAGCUAUCGAGAAAAAGCAUCAAGUUUUGCCACUUGAUAACUUGGAUUUGUAUUAUCAUAAAGGUUCCAAGCUUGCUACUCCGACACAAUACGUCAGCGUUGAACAAGUCGAAGACCUCAAGUCCCUCAUAAAAGUGUUCCCCAUCUGGUCCACUGGAAUCACCAUAGCCAUUACCCUUCACCAACACUUCCCAGUGCUCCAGGCCACUGCCAUGGACCGACACAUUGGUCCUAAUUUCGAAAUCCCAGCUGGCUCCUUCGGAGUUUUCAGCCACUUAGCCGUCACACUAUGGAUAAUCUUUUUAAAAUCCGGCCUUCUUGCAUUAACUGGUUCAAUGGUUGUCGCUGCAUUAGUCGAGGGAGCUCGUAGGAAGGGAGCCCUUCAGGUGCCCGAGGUGAAGAUGUCGGCAUUGUGGCUAGUCCCUCAGUAUUGGCUCGCGAGGAUCGCGGAGGCCCUAAGUGUAAUUGGGCCAGUAGGAGUUUGGGUGCCUAAGGACAUGGAUAUAAACAAGGGCCACUAUGACUAUUACUAUUGGGUUCUAGCACUUAUGUCCUUGCUUAAUUUCAUGUAUUUCUUGGCAUGUACUUGGUUGUAUAGGUAUAGGGGAAGUUGUUGA